AUGACUACGGACGGACCAAAGCCCGGCUUCCUGGGAAACGUCAAUGACGACCAGGAAGCCAAGCUACAGAAGCUUUGGGGUAUCCUACUCCGGGCGUCUGAGAUCCCAUCCGAAGAAGAAGCGAAGGCCGUCGUUGUCGAAGAACCAGCCAGCCCAACCCCCUCUGCGCCCCCGCGACGAAUGUCGCUCCUGGGCCGUACCACCACUGCGCAAAGCAGUACUUCCGAUAAGACCGCCCCCACCCUCACAAGACCUUACCAGCAGAAGUUGUUGGCCCAUCUUAAGGAGAAUGGCAUCGGCCCCCAAGAAACCAAGAUGGUCCAGAAGUCUCUGUCGGAAAUAAGCCCCAAUGAGCUACGCCAUGGUGUUCUAGAGCUUCUGAAGCACGACCACCCGGAUGCUAUGAUGCUGCGCUUCCUGCGCGCACGUAAGUGGGAUGUCAAUAAAGCUUUCGCAAUGAUGAUGGAAGCUAUUGUUUGGCGUGUUAAGGAGAUGCAUGUCGACGAUGAAGUUAUGGCUAAGGGCGAGCUUCGUGCAUUGAAGCAGGAGCAGGGCUCUGAUGCUAAGGAAAAGAAGGAAGGAAAGGACUUUUUGGAUCAGAUGCGCAUGGGUAAGAGUUAUGUGCAUGGAACUGAUAAAUUAGGACGUCCAAUUGUCGUCAUCCAAGUCCGCCUGCAUAAGCCUGGUGCACAAAGUGAGGAGACAUUGGAACGUUAUAUCGUCCAUGUUAUUGAGUCUGUCCGACUAACGCUCGCUCCUCCUGUUGAGACUGCUUGCGUCUUGUUCGACAUGACUGGGUUCGGUCUUUCCAAUAUGGAAUAUCCUCCGGUGAAAUUUAUUCUCAAGUGUUUCGAAGCCAACUACCCGGAAUCUCUGGGCAUCAUGUUGAUUCACAAUGCUCCUUGGGUCUUCUCUGGCAUCUGGAAGCUUAUUCGAGGCUGGAUGGACCCCGAUAUCGCCGCCAAGGUCCAGUUCACCAACUCCGCUGACGACCUUGCCAAGUUCAUCGAUCGCAGCAAGCUCCAUAAGAGUGUAGGUGGCGACGAGGACUGGGAAUACAAAUACGUCGAGGCCAAAGAGGGCGAAAACGCUACAAUGGAAGAUACUACCACCCGCGACGCUCUCCAUGGCGAACGACAGCAAAUUGGCGAAGAGUUCCUUGCUGCUACUACUGAAUGGAUCGCUGCGGCCAAGGCUAAGGAUAAGACUCAGCUUCAAUCAGCAGCCAGCCAACGUACAUACCUCGCUGAGCGACUGCGAGUUAACCACUGGAAAUUGGAUCCAUACACCCGCGCCCGCCUUUAUCUGGACCGAACAGGCGUCAUUCAGCCCGAGGGCAAGAUUGAUUUUUACCCCCAGCCGGGAACAACAAACGGAACGAGUAAGACGUCGGAAAUUCAGCAUGUGGAGAAACUCAAUGGUAACGGUGUUCAAACUACAGUUUCAGCUUAA
Molecule: messenger RNA, 1452 nt
Organism: Penicillium angulare
Lineage: Eukaryota; Fungi; Ascomycota; Eurotiomycetes; Eurotiales; Aspergillaceae
Product: CRAL-TRIO domain-containing protein
Exons: 4
Coding region: 1-1452 (483 amino acids)
Source: RefSeq, a predicted model, not a curated record